Messenger RNA from Coregonus sp. 'balchen', 17971 nucleotides. NCBI's taxonomy places the organism in Eukaryota, Metazoa, Chordata, Actinopteri, Salmoniformes, Salmonidae. The record is from the annotation of a GenBank genome assembly.
AAGGCUCAACCAAUCAUCCGACGGAUAAUAAUGACUUUUCCUCCGCUAUCCUAUGAAAGGAAAGUUCGCAUCCGGUCUUGCAGUGGGAGGAGUGGCCAGGUGUCACGUGGUGUCCGUCAUCUCUUAUAUACAUCAAGUUCACCAGUCCACAGAAUGCGUCGCGUAAGGACAUGCAAGGUAUUUGUUUUGCCGUCUUCGACGAGUCAAAAGCAAUAGAACAGGUUUGAAGUGGUAUCUGUAAAUAGAAUAUAGGUUGCACAGCUCUGUAAAGAAAACAACAUGGCUUAAUGCGUCGGAAUAAACGCCAAGAUUAGAGCAAAAAUGGCCCUGAAGUUUUCCUAAAUUCGGAUUUUUCCUUGGGUCCGAAUUUACCGCAUCAACUGCGACUGUAACGCGCUCGGAUCUACCACCAAAAGCGGUCUUUCUUUAGACACAAUAGUAGUCCUACUGUACACAUUUGCUUUGGAAUACUUUUAUAUCUAGAUAGCUGUUCCAAGAGUGGAGAAUGGAGCCAGGUAAUUGUCGUAUGAAUGGCGGUGGUGGACUCGACGGUAUCGUUGGUGGUGGAGGCGGUGAUUCCUCAUAUGGGAUGAUCACGCUAGAGGACCUGGAAUCUUUUUCGGAAGACCAGCUGUCAGAUUCGGGCACUGGGAGUCUGGAAGAGGAGGGUGAGACGAUGGAAGACGAAGAGCAGCAAGACAGAUUGCUGCGCUACUGGCAGGACGCCGCACGCGGACACCAAGUGGAAGUGCCUAGAGGUAAAGCAUUUGGGAUUAAGCGCACACACUACAGUUCGAAUUGAGAAAGUAAUACGGGUUUUGAAUGGGCAAUUCGCUUGUGACGUUGUAUAGACAGUAUAAACAAAACGGUUCACACUGAUUGUGACAACAAAGUGCAAUGUUGGCUACUUUGUUUUUAUUUCCUGUUUCAUUGAUUGCCCUAGUUUUCUGCGAGGGAGAUCAGAUCAGAUCAGCCAACCAGUUCAAACUAUAACUAUUCAGGUAGUCGUGGUCAUCAACGUGCCUGACAUUGUCAUUCGCUCACACAAAUAAAGUAUACUUGAUUCAAAAAUAGACAUCCAGUGACUAUUGAAACCCUUAAACCGUUGUCGACACUUUUUACACUGGCGGUCAAUGUUGACGGCUGUCAAAACAAACUGCUACAGUGCGUUGUGGGUGAUUUGCUGUACCCCAGCCAAGAAACUGGAGACGUUGUAACACACAGAACGCAAAUAUUAGACACUUUCACAUAAAGAGCGCAAACAUUACACACUUUCACAUCAAGAGCGCAAACAUACAUGUAUACAGUCACUCAGAUACAGUACUAUUGUAACUUGGUUAGUCACAAUGUAUACUCAAAUUGAUUUAACAUAAUGUACUUCAUCUAAUGGAAAUCCUAGACUGUGAAUGGUCUUAGUGACUGACGUGAGAAAAUUAGGGUCUGCAUGUAUUUGUAGCCUACUAAGAUACAAGUGCUGCUUGUAGCAGUAACAUGACUGUGAUGUCACUUAGCUGCAAUAUGUACCUUUUUGGGUGAGUUAUAGAUCUGUCAUUUUCAUCGAAAGCCAGUCUAAGAAGCGGUAGAUCUGUUCUGUGUGCACUAUUCUAUGCUUCCCGUUUAGUUUUUGUAUCUUUUUACAUUCGGUUUUGUACACAAGCUGAAAAUACAAUAUUUUUGGUUAUUGAAAAUAUAAUUCACAGCGGUUUAGAUGGUACAAUGAUUAUCAACACACUAUACAUUGCUUGUUUUGUCACAUGAAAUUAGGUGAACGUUACAAUUUUUGUAACAGGGGAAAAGGCAGAGCAAUUUCUGCAUAUUGCACCUUUUUAAAGCCCCGUUUAUACCUCUGAUAAUUUUCACCAUGUGGCUAGAAGAGGUAGCCUGGGUACCAGUCUAACUAACCUUCCACACAAAAAAAUGUAGUAGAAGGACUGGAUGCUGACACCUGAGAAAUCGUGACUUGUCAAAAAUGAUUAGUGAGGAAAAAUCUGCACAUCCAAACAAGUUGUCGUUCGCAUCCCAGUCUGUUGACCGAUGCCAGUUAUGUUACGUGCAUCGUCCACGAGAGAUUAGAGGAAAACCAAUCAAACUAGAAUGCAAGGGUAGAUUUGGACCCAUUACAUGGGGAGCCUUGGUUACUAUAAAUGAAUGAAUGGAUUAUGGUACUUAGAACUAGGGCCGGAAUGAUACCAGUAUCGCGAUACUCGUUAGUAUCGUGGCAAGAAAACAAAACACGAAGCGGAUUUCACUUCUUUAGGAAAACAACCCCUAAUGUUGGAAACAAAACAUUAUGUUGUCAUCCAGAGUCACAUGUAUUUAUUUUCCAAGCUAUAGCACACAAUAUUUUACAUGCAGCAGGUUUUUAAAGGACCAAAGGGUGAUUCUGCUUCGUGUUUUAAUUUCUGCCAUGGAAAAAAAUAUUGCGAUACUGGUAUCGCCACAGCUGUACUUAGAACACUAACUAACUAAAAGUAAAACAAUUGAAAUGUUGAACUUACCCCUAAGUAAAGAACAAAAUAUUGAAAGCAAUGUUUCAGACUCUGUAAAUGGCAUAACUUCUUCCUACCCUACCCCUGGGGGAAAAUUAUAGCCUAUAAAUUCCAGAAUACAGUAAUGGCUGAAAAAUGAUGGAGAAGGUGAAUAUUUUGGCCUGAAUUUAAAGCCCCUGCCCGAGGUUAACAUGAGGCAACACUGAGUGAGCCAAUUACCCCUAACGCUAGAAUGCAGAUUGCAGCGGACUGAAUGUACGUACAGUCAAAGGGAUAGAGCUCCUGUUGCACACAGUCAGGACGGCCGGCUGGUUGAACUGCGACCAGAUUUGCACCCAGAAUGCUUCUGCCCUGUGCAGAAUGGAAAUGGAGGCAAGUUGCACCUGAACUACUUCUAGGGCCUCUGGAAUGCAGACUGGGUGUGCAUCGGGCGGCCAGCAGCAGCAACAACAGAGGACUGAAACGGUACACGCAGACUGGGUUGUCUAUGCAGCUGUCCCCAGAGUCAAGUCUCAACCUCUGAGCCUGACUAGUACUAAUGGUGUUAAAGCUAAACUGAACCAAAAAAAUUGAAACGCAACAUGUAAAGUGUUGGUCCCAUGUUUCAUGAGCUGAAAUAAAAGAUCCCAGACAUUUUCCAAAUGCAUAAAAAGCUUAUUUCUCUCAAAUUUUGUGCACAAAUUUGUUUACAUCCCUGUUACUGAGAAUUUAUCAUUUGCCAAGAUAAUCCAUCCACCUGACAGGUGUGGUAUAUCAAGAAGCUGAUUAAACAGCAUGAUCAUUACACAGAUGUGCUGGGGACAAUAGGACACUCUGAAAUGUGCAGUUUUGUCACAACACAAUGCCACAGAUGUCUGAAGUUUUGAGGGAGCGUGCAAUUGGCAUGCUGACUGCAGGAAUGUCCACCAGAGCUGUUGCCAGAGAAUUGAAUGUUAAUUUCUCUACCAAAAGCCGCCUGUGUAUGACAGCGUGUUCCAGUUCCUGCCAAUAUUCAGCAAUUUUGUACAGCCAUUGAAGAGGAGUGGGACAAGAAUUCACAGGCCACAAUGAACAGUCUGAUCAAAUCUAUGCGACGGAGAUGUGUAAGAGGCAAAUGGUCACACCAGAUACUGACAGAUUUUCUGAUCCACGCCCCCUACCUUUUUUAUUUAUUAUUGUUUUAUUUUGAUUUUAAGUAUGUGACCAACAGAUUCAGAUCUGUAUUCCCAGUCGUGUAAUUCAUAGAUUAGGGCUUAAUUUAUUUAUUUCAAUUGACUAAUUUCCUUAAAUGAACUGUAACUCAGUAAAAUAUUUGAAAUGGUUGCGUUUUUAUAUUUUUGUUCACUGCAGAGUCUAGGUUUUCAUCACAGACCAGUAGGGCAGUAUGAUCAGCAGGGCACACCCAGAGUCAAGUCAACCUCGGAGCCUGAAUAGUACCACUGGUGUUCAAUCUAGAUCGUAGGUUAUCACUACAGUCUAGUAUGUUCAGUAGGACAACCUAGUAAAACAUAUGGUUAUUAUUGGACAAAUCCGUAGUUGAGUUGAAGUAGGCUAGUGGCAGAGCCACAGGGUAGAAAUGCAUGCUAUUUUGGUUGGAGGUGUAGGCAGCUGAACAUUGAGUGACGAGGACUGCUAAAUUAAGUUCUAUGGUAUGCUGCUUAAUGAGUUCUGGUUAGACUGGGUCUUGGGCUCCCGCCUGUUCCCUCUCUCUUCUCAGACUAACCGUUGGGGCAUUCUGACUCAACGGAUUAGCUAUAGUUUAGCCUGCUCUGGUUGAGGGAAAACUUGGGCUAUUAAAUCCUGUCUUAAAAUACUGUGUGGGUAAACCUCUUUGCUCACCCUCCCUCCCUCUCUCUCGUGGGCUGUGAAGCACGUUCAAGGUUUAGUUAAUUUAAUACCAUCGCCUUAAGUGUCCAUUGUCACUACCACCCUAGUAAAACACUGUCCAUUGUCACUACCACCCUAGUACAACACUGGAAUUGCCCUAAUCUGAUAGGGAUUUAGAGGGAUCAUUCGCAGUAUUGUGCUGUAGUCAGUUAGGCUGGUUAGAAUUCUUACAGUAAAUAAGAAGCAUUUAAAAAUCUCCCUGAGAGUAGCAUAUUCAGGUGUUGAUUGCACCGUCAGCCCCGUGUGUACAAGGGUGCAUGUAGCAUGCCUCAACUUCAGGCUCCAUAAACAGACAAACGUCAGCCAUAAUAAAAAUGGGCCAUCUAGACGUGGAUUUCUCUGGAGCCAUUGUUCCAGUUCCUAUGUUGACAUUCCGAUCUGAUCCCAAGAGCUUAGUACGACUCAGCAACUGGACAAACAAACAUCAACAAGUACACAAAACAGCACUUGAAUCAUUUGUCUGGACAUUUAACAAUGACGCUAAUCCCCAGAUAAAUCUGGUAGGCUAUUCUUCCAUUUUGCAAGAAUGUUCCGAAUGCCUUAAGACGUGUAAAUAAUAGAUCUCUGGUUUUAGUCGUUUUUAAAGUAUAUUGAGUUAGUCUCUUACCCCAUCGUGUGCCAGAGGUUUGACACGCCUGCCCUAGACCCAGACUAGUGUGACUGAGACUGAAGAUAGUAUAGUGCAGGGGUACUCCAGUACUAUUUGAGAAGGUCCGGUCACACAUUUCCUAGGUGGCAAAGGUCCAGAUGGAUAAUGUAAUUUGUCGGCGUAGUAACAAACCCCCCCCCCCCCCCCCCCAAACUGUUCACACCCCUCUUGUUGGCGGAGAGAACAUUUUGCAGUUUUAAAGCUAAUUUCCCGCAAUUCUACAAAUUUUUCCAUGUCUUAUGUGUGUUUAAAUGAUACCAGGGGUUGAAGGUUGUGGUCCUCUGUAGCUCAGCUGGUAGAGCACGGCGCUUGUAACGCCAAGGUAGUGGGUUCGAUCCCCGGGACCACCCAUGCACAAAAAAAAUUUAUGCACGCAUGACUGUAAGUCGCUUUGGAUAAAAGCGUCUGCUAAAUGGCAUAAUAUAUAAUAUAUUAUUAUAUAUUAUUAUUGAAGCUCGACCGAGGUGUAAAAACAAAAAAUACACAAAGAAAAACACAAAUACUAAAAAUAAAUCGUAAAAUUCAUUUAUAAAAAAUAUAAAUAGGUAUAUGUUAGCUAAACUGUCCAACGCUGGUCAGAAGUUUCCUAAAGUUACUGGGUGACCAGUGUACACAUACACUGUCAGUCCAUUUCCAAAUCACUCCCCUGAUCAGUGAUUUAGAGUUUGCUGUGCUUAGCCCACAGAAAGGGCCGCUUAGCCCACAGAAAGGGCUGCUUAGCUCACUUCACUUGUGUCUUGCUCUCCAACUCCACAAAGCGGCUUCUUUUACAACUCCAAUGCUUGUGGCUGCUCGGGUAAACCAAACUGAUGGAAAAAUAUACUGACAUUCAUAUGAUUGAAAAUCUAUGCUAUUGAAAUAAUCUAAUUUUAAUUAUUCACACCUCACAGGUUGGAAAUUCUGAGUACUAUGGUUUCCUAUCCUUGGAUUCCAGGGUAUUUUAAUAGCUAUUAUUGAUACAUUCAAGAUGGCUCUAUCUGGUAUCAGUGUGGGUAAUGCCUGCUGCAGCCAUAAACAGACAUGGUGUGACCGACUAAAUAGCAGGGCCAGAGACGGAACCGAUACUUGUCCAGUCACAGUUGGUAUCCAAUGCCAAGGAAGGAUAGCCUACAUUCAUUAGGAGUAGUCCUGCUGAAUGGGAGAGGUGGGGCGGCUAGAGAAAACACAGCCCCUUGACGACAGCUAUAACGGGGAGGAAAGUCGAUGGAAUUUGUCAUUAUUAACAUCGAAGAGGUGAAGUUGGUGCUUGCUGUGUUUUACAGAGAACCUCUCUUUCGUAACGUCUGAGAUCCCCAGUGAUUGGAAAGGUGUCGCGAUCAUCCCCCUCUUCAAAGGGGGUGACACUCUAGAUCCAAACUGUUACAGACCUAUAUCCAUCCUGCCCUGCCUUUCGAAAGUAUUUGAAAGCCAAGUUUAACAAACAGAUCACCGACCAUUUUGAAUCCCACCGUACCUUCUCCGCUAUGCAAUCUGGUUUCCGAGCUGGUCAUGGGUGCACCUCAGCCACGCUCAAGGUCCUAAACGAUAUUAUAACCGCAAUCGAUAAAAGACAGUACUCCGCAGCCGUCUUCAUCGACCUGGCCAAGGCUUUCGACUCUUUCAACCACCGCAUUCUUAUUGGCAGACUAAAUAGCCUUGGUUUCUCUAAUGACUGCCUCGCCUGGUUCACCAACUACUUCUCAGAUAGAGUUCAAUGUGUCAAAUCGGGGGGCCUGUUGUCUGGACCUCUAGCUGUCUCUAUGGGUGUGCCACAGGGUUCAAUUCUUGGGCCGACUCUAUUCUCUGUGUAUAUCAAUGAUGUCGCUCUUGCUGCUGGUGACUCUCAGAUCCACCUCUACGCAGACGACACAAUUUUGUAUACAUCUGGCCCUUCAUUGGACACUGUGUUAACAAACCUCCAACGAGCUUCAACGCCAUACAACACUCCUUCCGUAGCCUCCAACUGCUCUUAAACACUAGUAAAACUAAAUGCAUGCUCUUCAACCGAACGCUGCUUGCACCCGCCCACCCGACUAGAAUCACUACUCUCGGCGGGUCUGACCUAGAGUAUGUGGACAACUACAAAUACCUAGGUGUCUGGUUAGACUGUAAACUCUCCUUCCAGACUCACAUUAGGAAUCUCCAAUCCAAAGUUAGAUCUAGAAUCGGCUUCCUAUUUCGCAACAAAGCCUCCUUCACUCAUGCUGCCAAACAUGCCCUCGUAAAACUGACUAUCCUACCGAUCCUUGACUUCGGCGAUGUCAUUUACAAAAUAGCCUCCAACACUCUACUCAGCAAACUGGAUGUAGUCUAUCACAGUGCCAUCCGUUUUGUCACCAAAGCCCCAUAUACUACCCACCACUGUGACCUGUAUGCUCUUGUUGGCUGGCCCUCACUACAUGUUUGUCGCCAAACCCACUGGCUCCAGGUCAUCUAUAAAUCACUGCUAGGCAAAUCCCUGUCUUAUCUUAGCUCACUGGUCACCAUAGCAACACCCACCCGAAGUCUGCGCUCCAGCAGGUAUAUCUCACUGGUCAUCCCCAAAGCCAACACCUCAUUUGGCCGCCAUUCCUUCCAGUUCUCUGCUGCAAAUGACUGGAACGAACUGCAAAAAUCUCUGAAGCUGGAGACUCUUAUCUCCCUCACUAACUUUAAGCAUCAGUUGUCAGAGCAGCUUACCGAUCACUGCACCUGUACACAGCCAUUCUGAAAUUAGCCCACCCAACUACCCCCAUAUUGGUAUUUAUUUUGCUCAUUUGCACCCCAGUAUCUCUAUUUGUACAUCAUCUUUUGCACAUCUAUCAUUCCAGUGUUAAUUACGAAAUUGUAACUAUUUUUGCACUAUGGCCUAUUUAUUUAUUGCCAUACCUCCAUCACUUACUACAUUCGCACACACUGUAUAUAUAUUUUCUGUUGUAUUUUUGACUUUAUGUUUUGUUUACCCCAUAUGUAACUCUGUGUGUUUUUAUUGCACUGCUUUGCUUUAUCUUGGCCAGGUCGCAGUUGUAAAUGAGAACUUGUUCUCAACUGGCUUACCUGGUUAAAUUAAAAAAAUAUAAAAAAUAAUAAGUGCAGUAGAGUAAUUUCAUGGCAUACUGUUGGCUGUGUAUGUCUGCCUUGGGCAGCUUGGCAUCCUCCCCUCUGUCAGUGCUCAUACACGUCACUCUGUGGUAAACUGGCACUGUGCCCUGGCUGACAUGACAAAGCCUUUCUCACGCCAUCGCCAGGCAAAGCUGGCUAGUCGUGAGUUAUUGGAAGAGCUGUAACAGUAGGUAUAGUCUUUAGACUGAACACUAUCGUCUAUAGACUGCAAGAGGAAACCUAGACUGGUACUAGUAGCAGCUACAGUGGUCUACAUUUGACCUCUAUUAGACAGGUUGGCAGAUAAUACCAGUUUUUCUGAAUUUAUAGAGCCCAAGUCAGGAAAUGUAAGAGAACAUGUUUAGUUAUGUGGUCCUCUGUAGCUCAGCUGGUAGAGCACGGCGCUUGUAACGCCAAGGUAGUGGGUUCGAUCCCCGGGACCACCCAUACACAAAAAAAAAAAAUGUAUGCACGCAUGACUGUAAGUCGCUUUGGAUAAAAGCGUCUGCUAAAUGGCAUAUUAUAUAUUAUAGUUAGUAGGACUAUAGCAUUGUCAACAAGCAUACAACCUCUGACAUUUGUUCUACUUGAAGUUAGGUUUGCAAAAUUCCCAAAACUUGUGAAGUUUCUGGACUAUGGCGACCCUACUUGAACCUUUUGAUUUAACUCAAUAAAGAUUUACCAAGUCUUUGUUUUUCUCACCAAAACAGACAUGGCCGAGCCCAUCCAGCAGAUCACCAGCAACAACAACGGCCAACACGACCGGGAGCGCGUCCCCUUCACCCUCAUCACACGUAAGGAGAAGGCAAGUCUAUGAUUGACUCAUUCACCAACAAACCAAUGUCUACUCUGCCGGCCAAGCAACAAGACUAUGUUUGGGCGGAAGACCGUGUACCGGGGUAUUUUGAAACAUAAUGAUUUUUAAUAUCUAGGAUUUGCCAAGUAAAUGCUCCAGCUAUGCAUUUGGUUUACUAACUUGCUAGGUAAGUGGCUAGCUUGCAAGAUAAAGCUUCUUGGUUACAUCAGAGAUGGAUCCAUCCUCUCCUGUAUCAAGAUCCCUACUGUCUAAUAUUUGUUUUGUGCGUGCAACAAACUGUGAGUAGCCUUUUGAGACAGUUAUAGAACUUUUAUGAGCUGGGUUGUCUGUCCUUGCAAUUAGUUUGUUUGCUUUUGCUUGUUAGCAUUUAUCUAGCGUCCGCUAUGGGAAUUCCCUAGUACUUUGUUAGCGUAAUUGGACGUUUUUUUUUUUUUUGGAACGAAAUGGCGCCCCUUAACUGCCGGUUAUACCGUAUAAAAAAAUCUGGAUACCGCCCAACCCUUACUAAGACUCAUUGUAAAAUAUCUGGUCCUAUUCUCUUAAUUCACACAACACGACACGUCACUUCCGGCUGCACGAAAAUUAGGCUAGGGUGGGAAACCGAGACCAGAAACCUAGGCAACGCAGUCAAACAUGUUGUACUGCAGCGUUCCUGGAUGUAACUCCUACAAAGGAGGGAGUCAUGCCGAGAAUGAACUUCUCACCGUUUCCCCAAAGACCCACACUACGACGCCAAUGGGUGGUGAAAAAUAAAAUUCAUGUCGGGCCACAUUUGAAGGUAAGAUUGUAUGUACGCACUCACUAACUGUAAGUCGCUCUGGAUAAGAGCGUCUGCUAAAUAACUAAAAUGUAAUGUAAUGUAAAUGUAAGUUAAUGUUGCUGGUUAGCUUAGCUAGCUAGUUAGCUAGCCAGCUAGGCUAACACAGCCACCAGUUAGCUGAGAACGGCUAAUGUUGGCCAACUUAGUAGCUAGCUUUGCAUCUUACCAAUAUAGAUAGUUCUGAAGCUUGACAACUAAACUGGAUGAACAUUUCCCUACACAGAUAACUGAUAACACUAAAGUGUGUUCAAAACACUUUGUGGACUCUUUUUGUGAAAGACCAUAUGUGGGAAAAUGAUGCUAAGGGAGCGGGUUGUGCAGACUGUUCACCUGGACGUCCACUCCAAAGCCUGGUAGGCCUACCCUCAAGCUUUUCUGAUGAUGGUCCUCCUAUCUAGUGUAGCUUACCCCCAAACUAGGUAGACUCCUUAAUCAACUGUGACGUAUUUUUCUGUGUUACAGUGAGACUGCCUGUCAUGGAGAGGGAGCACCUGCUGAGGAGCCAGAUGAGCUAAGGUAGUCUAUUAUUACAUGUAUCUGUUCUGUCAUUUUCAAUAGUUCAUAACCGAUUUUAUGUAACCUAACCUUAUAUCUGGAUGAGGUCCACUGGAUGAGGACCCUCAAGCUGAGAACAUGGCUUGCCAAAUCUUGCUCAGGUAUAGACUUGCUAUCAGAACUUCAGUCACUUUAAGGUUUUUUGUGGGUUUGCAUUAUUUGGUUUAACCUGUCACUAGCUCCCAAUUACAAUAUUUCACAAUGAAUACUUAGUUUCUGCACUGUCUUCUCUGAAUAUAGGCCAUGCAAGUUAAUGCAGUUUUUCUGUCAGCGUUUCACUGACAGAAAAGGAACUCAAAGUAUGAAUUUGCAUGGCCUGUAUUUGGAAUAGAAGAUGUAGAGCUGAUAGUAUUCAUUUUAAAAGCAUGUAGCUGGGCUUGUCAAAAGCAUUUUUGCCUUUUCACCUUACAGUUCUGCCGAUGAGGUGGAGGCCAACGUACCACACCCUAACCAUCCAUUACGAUCAGAAUCCUCUGCCUGUGGCGGAGCAGCUUGAAGAGGCACGCAAAGAGGUCGCUCGUCAGGCUGAGGAAAUUGAAACACCUCAGGCAAACCAGUUCCUCCUUCAACGCUUCUAGUGUGACAACAAGAAAAUCAUAUUUUUACACUGGAUGUAGGGACUACAGUACUCUAAAAGCUGUUUUUCUGCCUUUACAGCCGACAGCAGAAACCAUGGUUACACGGCGUCAGGUACAGCGCUUAAACAAAACAGAUUAACACACUUAGACGUGGCUUUAGCACAUAAACCCCUAAUGGGUCAGUGCUUCCUCUUUCUGUGCUGUGUUAGACAGACUUCCUUAAACUGGCGUUAGCUGUUUGUUUCAAUGCAUCACAGUCCACGGUCAGUAGGAUAUGUGUCACCUGCAUGAACUACCUUUUUUAUGUCAUGCUAGGAUCCCUUUCAGUUUGGCCUUCAAGGGGAACUGUUAAUGAGCUGAUGCCCCUCUGUUUCAGGAACACUUUCCCAUGUACCAGAGUAAUACUGAAAUGCAUGUGCAAAGGCCUAGCUCAGAAGUGCUUAACUCAGAAACACUAACUAUAUUGAACAAAAAUAUAAAUACAACAAUUUAAUUGAUUUUACUGAGUUACAGUUCAUAUAAGGAAUUCGGUCAAUUGAAAUAAAUUCAGUAGGCCCGACUAUGGAUUUCACAUGACUGGGAAUACAGAUAUGCAUCUGUUGGUCAAAGAUACCUUAAAGAAAUGGGCCUCACAAUGGGCCUCAGGAUCUCGUCAUUUUUGUGCAUUCAAAUUGCCAUCGAUAAAAUGCAAUUGUGUUCAUUGUCCGUAGCUUAUGUCUGCCUAUACCAUAACCCCACCGCCACCAUGGGGCACUCUGUUCACAAUGUUGACAUCAGCAAACCGCUGGCCCACACAACGCCAUACACGUGGUUUGCGUUUGUGAGGCCGGUUGGACGUACUGGCAUAUUCUUUAAAACGACAUUGGAGGUGGCUUAUGGUAGAGAAAUGAGCAUUCAAUUCUCUGGCAAAAGCUCUGAUGGACAUUCCUGCAGUCAGCAUGCCAAUUGCACGCGCCCUCAACUUGACAUGUGGCAUUGUGUUGUUUGACAAAACUGCACAUGUUAGUGGCCUUUUAUUGUCCACAGCGCAAGAUGCACAUGUGUAAAGAUCACGCAUCGCUUGCAGUACGGUUUUGGAAGCAUAAGGACCUUAUCUAUCUUAUCAGCGACAGAUCAUUUUAAAGAAAAGGUUACAUUGUUACACACCUUUUUAUAGUGUUCCCACAUAGCCAUAUCGCCAUGUUACAACGUGUGUUUAUGAAAGAGGGAGGGACCACCUGUGCUAAUUAGCUAUCUAGCAUGCGCCGAACACCUGUGUGUAAUGGAAGAAGGCCGGCAGAAACGUAUUGUCGCUGAAAAAUACUGUCGGCUGAAACUGGGAUAACCGGUUUUAAAAAAGUAUGUGUAUAUUUAGCAUUUAUGAAAUUAUUUGAAAGUGAAGGGCUUUGUUUCUAGAACUGUAUCACAAUUUAGAAUCGAUUCAUUUUUAGAUGGAGUAUUUGUCUUUUUGUUGCUUCCAGAGCCAGUCUACCUCUGAAGAUCCUUUGGACCUUCAGGAGUAACGGCAGGCUCCUUGAGAGUACAUCUUGGGCUAGGGAUUAUCUAGAAGAGGUACAUUUUAUAAAUGUGUACGUAAAAUAAUGUAGAAAGAUGAAAAUGUAUUUUGUUUAGUUGUCUAGCCUAUUAAUUGUAACACAUAUAAACAAUUCAUAAAUGUUUGUACUCUAACAAUAAACUAUGAUAAAUUCAUCCUGCGUAGCUGUCCUUUUUACUUGUAUAGGGCUAGCAUGAAAUGCUGGGAAAAGAAAUCGCCCAGUUUGCACUUCAUCUUUUCCCACUUGUCUGCAUCAAAGUUUAUUCUCUCCAGGUGAUAGUCAUCGUUGCAUACCACAAAGAAGUCACACCAUUUGGUUCCUGUGAUACCCAUUUGAUAGUGAUAAUCGUGAUUCUGUUUUAAGGAGAAAGUACUCUGUAGAUUUGCAGCAAGGCUGUCCGUGUCUUACCCUCGAGCACACCCUUUUGAAAUGAGAUUAGGUUAAUGCGCUGAGAGCGCACAAUAUGCCAGAUAUUGUUAAUUUGCUCUCCUAGUUUCCUUCUGCGUCUGAUUUGUCUGACUUGUCUCCAUACCAUGUAAGUCCAUCUGAUCUUGAUUCAAAACAGUUGUAAAGCUACUGUGCUGUGAAGGUAGUGGAAAGGUGGGGUAGUCAUCAGUGUGGGUGGGCUCUGGCACUUUGAGGCUGAUACGUCAACACUGAGUCCAGAGGCAGAUCACAAUACUGCGAGGGUACUUUUCAUAUUGAACCAAAAUUAAGCCUUCCCGCUCCGUCUAUACACGAAGGGAUGAAUAAAAUAAUGGCAACUUUAAUUCUGUCAUCUGAGAACUGAUUACGCUCCGUGUGUUCCCCAAGGACUGAACACCACUUUUGUGGUUUAUCACGUUUAAAAUCCUGGUCGCAGCACCAACGCAUUUCUACUAUCACUGUCAAUAACCGCCAUGUUUCUGUUGACGUGACGCAAAUGCUGACCAGGUGUGUUUACAAUCUGAUGAAAGCUGAUAAGAGACGAGGAUUGCCAUUUUAUUUUGGACGGGGGAAGCGGCAUUCCCCUCAGCCAAUUUCAAUAAGCCUCUUAGUCACAUGGGGAAAGUAUAAAUAAAAGGGUCUGAUGGGCUUGGCCGGAGAGUAGGGUUAAACAAAGGAGAGGUUAUUUUAAUAUCUGUCAACACUGUAAUCUUUCAUGUCUGUGUCAAUCAACACUGUGUAAUCUUUAUCUGUGUCAAUCAACACUUCCGAUACUAGGAGCAUGAUCACCAUGCUGGCUCCUCACGGUACAUCUGUUGGUAUACACAGUUACCAAAUGUUGUCAGUGGCCAUGUUUCUAUCCACAGUUUUCAUGCGAGUUAAGUCAUACCAUAAAAAUAAAAAUCACGACAGCUGUGAUGGAAACAGGAAGUUUCGGUACAAUUGCAUAAAUGCCGACAUUUGUUCAUUCGACAUGGUGGGAUGUUUUUGUCGAUUUUAAAAUGAAUUAUGCGAGAAAUGGCGGUGGAAACCCCUUUUAUGCGCAAAUACUGAGAUGAUAUGGUGUGUGUGUGGUCCUCCCACUACGACUCAGGAAAGCAUGCCGUUUAUUAGGCUACAGAUGAAGUAAGUUAUUUACUUCACAUGAUGGUGGAAGUGCACGUGAUAAGCUUGAUGCUCCUUUCCAAUAAGUAUUGAGGGUCUUAUUCUGGUGACAUGAUGCUCGAUGCUUGGCUGCUGUUUGACAAAAAUAAGAGUGGGCACAUUUUGCUAUAUAACGCAAUAGUUUUUGUGACAAAACCAUCAGUAGAGUUUAAAAUGGGAUGGAAACCCAUUUAACUAGUAUUUUUCCUUUCGGGGAAUUUAACAGUAAAAGUAAUUUUUAUGUGCUCUACGUCAUCACCAAUAAGUCAGUUUGAUGGAAUCGCAUCUCUGGUGGGAAAAUGCGCAUAUUAUUUUAUGCAGAUUUGAGAAUAUUCGCAUGAAAAUCUGUCGCAAAUUGGAUGGAAACCCUAGCUACUGACUGAAUCCAAUAGGACGCUGAAACAACGUGUUGCUGUUACACUGCAUUGGACUUUAUGAAACGCAUAGGCAGUGACCCAGUUUGUGUGUGUGUGUGUGUGUGUGUACACAGUGUGGGGACGUGCUCUAUGAGAAGAGACACUAUGAGAAGGCCCACUGGGCGUGCUUCACGGUUCGCGAGGACACCUACGAGCAGAGCAUCUGUUACGGCUUCAUGAAGCUCAUGAGAUACAUCUGCCAGCAGAACUCCUCAGGUGAGACCAAAGCAGCCUUCACAGGAGUCAUUGAGACUAUAUUCUUCUAACGUCAUCCAUGUUUAGCCAGAUCUACUGCAGACUCCUGACUGUCGGUUGUCCAUGUCCUGUCCUUAGGUAGCUAUCUGGGUAUGACUAUCCCUAUCCUGACUGUGAUCCGCACGGACGAGAACCACUCCGUCUUGUCCAGGGACGUCACUGUGGCCUACUACCUGCCCACAGAAUAUCAAGCCCAGCCACCCCUGCCUUCUGACACUGAAAUAAGCAUUGAGGAAUGGCCUGCCACCAUUGUCUACACAAGGUAGGAGUUUGGAAUUGUCUUGUGCUGCUUGCUCAAUUUUAUGGCAAUACAAUAUGAAAGUAGAUGCAUUAUAAACUUCAAAUUGUAAUCCUUACUGGAGCCACUGUCAGUUUGAGGCAUAAACAAGUUCCCAGCUUCUAGCAAAGCGUGAGUGAAUUUCAAAUAUUUUCUGCCUGCAGUUAGUCAAGAAGUUAGCUUGCUGGUUCUCGUAACCCGGAACCAAAUCUCACAUACAGUUGAAGUCGGAAGUUUACAUACACUUAGGUUGGAGUCAUUUAAAACUUGUUUUUCAACCACUCCACAAAUUUCUUGUUAACAAACUAUAGUUUUGGCAAGUCGGUUAGGACAUCUACUUUGUGCAUGACACAAGUAAUUUUUCCAACAAUUUACAGACAGAUUAUUUAACUUAAUUCACUGUAUCACAAUUCCAGUGGGUCAGAAGUUUACAUACACUAAGUUGACUGUGCCUUUAAACAGCUUGGAAAAUUCCAGAAAAUGAUGUCAUGGCUUUAGAAGCUUCUGAUAAUGGCUAAUUGACAUCAUUUGAGUCAAUUGGUGGUGUACCUGUGGAUGUAUUUCAAGGGCUACCUUCAAACUCAGUGCCUCUUUGCUUGACAUCAUGGGAAAAUCUAAAGAAAUCAGCCAAGACCUCAGAAAACAAAUUGUAGACCUCCACAAGUCUGGUUCAUCCUUGGGAGCAAUUUCCAAAUGCCUGAAGGUACCACGUUCAUCUGUACAACCAAAUAGUACGCAAGUAUAAACACCAUGGGACCACACAGCAGUCAUACCGCUCAGGAAGGAGACGCGUUCUGUCUCCUAGAGAUGAACGUACUUUGGUGCAAAAAGUGCAAAUACAUCCCAGAACAACAGCAAAGGACCUUGUGAAGAUGCUGAAGGAAACCGGUAUAAAAGUAUCUAUAUCCACAGUAAAACGAGUCCUAUAUCGACAUAACCUGAAAGGCCGCUCAGCAAGGAAGAAGCCACUGCUCCAAAACCGCCAUAAAAAAGCCAGACUACGGUUUGCAACUGCACAUUGGGACAAAUAUUGUACUUUUUGGAGAAAUGUCCUCUGGUGUGAUGAAAAAAAAAUAGAACUGUUUGGCCAUAAUGACCAUCGUUAUGUUUGGAGGAAAAAGGGGGUAGCUUGCAAGCCGAAGAACACCAUCCCAACCGUGAAGCACAAGGGUGGCAGCAUCAUGCUGUGGGGGUGCUUUGCUGCAGGAGGGACUGGUGCACUUCACAAAAUAGAUGGCAUCAUGAGGAAUGAAAAUUAUGUGGAUAUAUUGAAGCAACAUCUCAAGACAUCAGUCAGGAAGUUAAAGCUUGGUCGCAAAUGGGUCUUCCAAAUGGACAGUGACCCCAAGCAUACUUCCAAAGUUGUGGCAAAAUGGCUUAAGGACAACAGUCAAGGUAUUGGAGUGGCCAUCACAAAGCCCUGACCUCAAUCCUAUAGAACAUUUGUGGGCAGAACUGAAAAAGUGUGUGCGAGCAAGGAGGCCUACAAACCUGACUCAGUUACACCAGCUCUGUCAGGAGGAAUGGGCCAAAAUUCACCCAACUUAUUGUGGGAAGCUUGUGGAAGGCUACUUUGAAACUUUUGACCCAAAUUAAACAAUUUAAAGGCAAUGCUACUAAUUGAAUGUAUGUAAACUUCUGACCCACUGGGAAUGUGAUGAAAGAAAUAAAAGCUGAAAUAAAUCACUCUCUACUAUUAUUCUGGCAUUUCACGUUCUUAAAAUGGUCCUCUGUAGCUCAGCUGGUAGAGCGCGGCGCUUGUAACGCCAAGGUAGUGGGUUCGAUCCCCGGGACCACCCAUACACAAAAAUGUAUGCACACAUGACUGUAAGUCGCUUUGGAUAAAAGCGUCUGCUAAAUGGCAUAUUAUUAUUAUAUUAUUAUUAUUAUUAUUAUAUUAUAUUAUUAUAUUAUUAUUAUUAUUAUAAAAUAAAGUGGUGAUCCUAUCUGACCUAAAACAGGGAAUAUUUACUAGGAUUAAAUGUCAGGAAUUGUGAAAAACUGAGUUUAAAUGUAUGUGGCGAAGGUGUAUGUAAACUUCCGACUUCAACUGUAUGUAACUAGCAAGCUACUUGAUUGGACACAAACAUCAAGUCAGUCACGAGGCUAUCUAGCUAAAGUUAAUUACAUUAUUUCAGUCGGCCACCAGUCCCAAUACAUUUAUGCUAGCAACGAUAUCGUUGCAUCAUGCUUCCAAAAAUUACAGUGGCUGCAGUUUUGUUUUCAUUUAGCCUAUUGUGACAUUCACUUUCAUAGCAUAUUGUAUUGGACAAUCUCAAAGCAGAGUCUGUUCAAAAGCCUCAGGAAUUUCCACAGCAGAAGGAGAGUAAGGAAGUUAGAAUACCUCCAGUGUUAGACCUGCACCUGCAAACACAUACCUCCCUUAAUUGAAUCAAAGCUCAUUCGAUUCCUGUGUGCCCCUUUCUCCCUCCAGGUCCUUCACUGGGGCCACAAACGAGGUCACCAUCAUCAAUGAGAUCAGCGUCAUGGCGGAAAUGCUCGACUCCCCCGCCACGCACGUGAAUGACUCAUUCAUCGUGGCCGGCUACACCAACCCUGCGGCGGCGAACCGACAGAACGAGAUUUGGUUCCUGGAGCGGCCUUGAGGGUCAGCCUAACCUUGGCCCGUCUUCCUAAACAUGACCCACCCGACAGCCCCGACCUUAUCCGAUCCUACUGAUUCACCCCUAAUGGACACCCUUCCUGUUCUAGAGAGAAGAGACGUAGGGACUUUGCUGAAAAGGGUCCUUAUUACCAGUCCUGUGCCAGGCUGCAUCCUUUGGGUCCAUGAACACCUUUGCGAUAGAGCAACUAGUCUAAAGAUUUUACUCUGCUGUUUUCCUCACAUUGUCAGGGCUUGACAUUAACUUUAAGUCCCUUGUCCUUCGGACGAGUAGGACAGAUUUUCUUACUUGUCCGAAAGCUCAAGUCACGUGUCCCCCCCCAAAAAAUGGUCUGCAACAACAUUUUUACAUCAUUGUAUGAUGCAAGGAACCACUUUACAAAAUAAAAUAGAGAAUCAGAUAAACGUGUAGGAUACCAUCUGCCUAUAGGCUUCUUUGCCUGUCUCAAAAUACAACACUGC